Molecule: messenger RNA, 1626 nt
Organism: Cetraspora pellucida
Lineage: Eukaryota; Fungi; Glomeromycota; Glomeromycetes; Diversisporales; Gigasporaceae
Source: the annotation of a GenBank genome assembly
AUGUCGUCCUCUGAUUCAAAUAGACCAUAUGACACGUCAUAUAAUCGGCUAAAAUUUGUGUUGGCAAAAUAUAUUCGAUUCGUAACUAGCACAUCUCAAAAAGACCAAAAAGAGAAAAUUCAAGUUAAUGAUAAUGUAGAUGGUAACAAGACCAUUUUUGAAACCAAAGAGAGCCAUAUUAUUGUUGAGGAACAAAAUCAAUUAGGCAAUGAGGUGAAUAAUAAUGGUAAAGACUCAGAUGAUAACGAUUGUCAGCGUUGGAAGGAAAGAGCCUUGGAAUUAACCGACGAAGUCGAAGCGUUAAAGCAACGCUUAUGUGUUGUUUCAGAUGAUAAUGAUUGUCAACGUUGGAAGGAAAGAGCCUUGGAAUUAACCGACGAAGUCGAAGCGUUAAAGCAACGCUUAUGCGUUGUUUCAGAUGAUAACGAUUGUCAGCGUUGGAAGGAAAGAGCCUUGGAAUUAACCAACGAAGUCGAAGCGUUAAAGCAACGCUUAUGUGUUGUUGAGUUAGAGUUAGAAGCUGCAAAGCAAAGCGCGUCCAACAAAAGAAGAAAAACAAAGGCGCAACAAGCAACUGCAAUCACUGAAGGUGAUCAAGGACCAGUAUCAUUAACAUCAACAAAUAAAAAACAAUCGGGGAAAAGUGCAACGGCAAAAAGAGGGUCGAAAAGAUUUCAAGAUUCUGAAUCUAAGAUAUUUCAAAGAGUUCCAGGAGCGGAUGAUGACGUAUGGAGAUUAUUCGAUAUCAGUCAAGCGAUGUCUUUUUUACAACAAAUUAAACUUCUAGCACACAUAACACCACCUGUUAUAUCAGUCACUGAUUCAUCUACAUUUUCUCCAUAUUCUGCAAACUCUGGAGCGGUGAUAACACAGGCGAUUAUAAAAACCAUUAAUUAUAUGAAUCUAAAGUUAUCAAGUUUAUUAAAAGUGUUUGAAAAUAAUUCAGUAAACAAUAUAAGCAUGCUACAGGCAUAUCCAUUAUGUAUAAAUAGUUUUGAAUCUGUUGUGAAAAAGGCAAUUCAUAUAAUUAGCAUGAGGAUUUUAAAUGAUACGUUACAAGAUAAUGAUUCCACAAAUAAUCAUUCUAAUGUUGCAAAUGUCAAAAAUCAAGAUCCACGAGAUGCAAUAGCUAAAUUGUUGAUUCACAUUUGUCAUCAUGUUGGUCCACAAUUAAGGGAUGCAGUUUCGUUGGCUGCAGUAAAGGAAUGUCUGCGGCUGGUGUCUGAAGAAUUCGGUAUUAUUGAUGAAAAUCCAUCAAAAUCAUUACAAGAAAAUAAUUAUUCUGUAAUAACUAUACCGAUUUUGUCUACCGAUCAAGCUACUGCAUCAUUAAUGCAGGAUUCCACAUUGUUGACAAAGAAAGAUUCUGAAAUUAGAGAUGUUGUGCGUAAGGAUAGUGCUUAUUUUUUAUUAUGGGUUCUUGAAGAAAUCUUGGGUAAAGAAAAUUGUAUUUUGGAUAUAACGAGAAAAGAAAUGCUAACAGAUGAAACUCGCAAAAAUAUUUCUACUCUUUUGGAAGGGUCUCUUGCAUGUAACAAACGUGCAUCUUUGCAUGGUGAUGCGUACACAAUGUAUCUUUGGACCGUCUGUGAAAAACUUUGGACUCUGACUGGAACAUUUCCAUGA